Messenger RNA from Aphidius gifuensis, 8056 nucleotides. It is a transcript of the gene Zasp52, whose product is annotated as PDZ and LIM domain protein Zasp. Gene Ontology annotation, molecular function: muscle alpha-actinin binding; actin binding. The record is from RefSeq and is a predicted model, not a curated record. Gene Ontology annotation, biological process: muscle structure development; heart development; actin cytoskeleton organization. NCBI's taxonomy places the organism in Eukaryota, Metazoa, Arthropoda, Insecta, Hymenoptera, Braconidae. Gene Ontology annotation, cellular component: stress fiber; adherens junction; filamentous actin. The coding region runs from base 644 to 6682 and encodes 2012 amino acids. The transcript is spliced from 15 exons.
UCCGCCACCACCACCAGAACACACCACCAUCGAGAGACAAGAUUCAUAUUGUUGUAUUACUUUAGCUGCAUGUGGUAGCGUCCAAAUCGCCACCCAAUGUCCCGGGUUAAACAGACCAACAGACGCACGCGCUCUUUCGUGAUGUUCGCCUCGUUUUUAAAUCGUGUGUAAAAAAAUCUACACUACUCCUUCUCACAAACUGACCGGUCUCUGUUACUUUGGUUUUUGCGUUUACACGAGAACGAUCGUAUUUCGUGCUUGUCAUUUUAUUUAUUUAUUUAUUUUUUUUUGUUGUUAAUAUUAUUAUAAUUAUUUUGUUUUUUCAUUUAACUUAAAAUUCUAAAUUUUUUUUUUUUUUUAUUUUCUAUUCCUGAUAACACUUGGUUACACAUACAUAUACACAUAAUCUAUAUUUAUACUUGUAUAUGAUAUUUUAUUUAUACGUUGUAACCUCAUACCCAAAACUACACUGUGCACAACAACAUUAAAAUUUGAAAAAGUUAUUUAUUUAUAUUAUUUAAAUAUUAAAUAAACUAAAAAAAAAAAAUAUAAAAUUAUUUAAAUAAAGUUUCGUGAAAGUUUUUUUUCUUUUUGGUGAAAAAUAUAGAUUUUUUUUUUUUUUUUUACAUUUUUUAAUAUUUGAAUGAGUGAUAUGGCGCAAUUAAUAAGCGUCAAGUUAUCGAGAUUCGAUGGAUCACCCUGGGGAUUUCGACUACAGGGUGGCAAGGAUUUUGGCACACCACUUGUCGUUCAAAAGGUAAACGGUGGAUCACCGGCUGAAGCGGCUGGUCUGCGAGCCGGCGAUGCAGUCAUCAAAGUAAACAAUACCGACACGUAUAAUCUCAAACACAAAGAUGCACAGGAUGUUAUUGUUAAAGCUGGAAAUUCUUUUGAAGUAACUGUUCAAAGAGGUGGUAAUACAUGGCGACCAAGUGUAUCACCAGUAACACCAAGUAUUCCUUCACCUCAACCACAUGCACCAGUAAAUAAUAUACCUCCAGUAACAAAAACUUCAUUAGCUGCUAACAAACAAGAUGUACAACAUAUUGGAAGUGGACAUAAUUUUGCACCAAAACCAUUUUCGAAUGGAAAUAGUGAUGGUGCGCCGAUAAAAUCAAUUGUCAACAAGCAAUACAACAGUCCAGUUGGUAUCUACAGUGAACAAACAAUUGCUGAAACACUUUCAGCUCAAGCUGAAGUUUUAGCAGGUGGAGUUCUUGGGGUCAACUUUAAGAAAAAUGAAAAAAAUUAUGACGCACAAAACAGUGAAGUCUUUAGAAUGGUCCAGGAAGCAGACAAAGAACCAAAAACCCCUGAACCUGUUUGUUCGAGGGCUGAGUAUUAUGGAACAAUAAGUCAUGCAAUUGGUGGUUGUGCAACAUCAUCACGUUCAGCAACACCAUUGGGACGUUCAUAUCAUGGUCAAUAUCAACAACCACCCUCUUCUGCAUCAUCAUAUGCAGCACGUGAUGAAUACUACGAUCAUCUAAGACAAGAACAAUCUUCUCGAGCAUCAACAACAUCUGACAGACAUGACAAUUACGAAAUUACUGUUUGUCAUGGAUGCGACAAUCCAAUUGUUGGACUCUUUGUGAGGAUCAAGGAGAAGAAUCUACACGUUGAGUGUUUCAAGUGUUCAACAUGCGGUACAUCAUUGAAAAAUGUUGGAUAUUACAAUAUAAACAACAAACUUUACUGUGAUAUCCAUGCUAAAUUAGUUGCAAGACAACAAUCAACACAAGGAUCAAUUCCCACAACUGUAUCAACUGGAGGAGGAAAAGCACCAGUUGGAACAAUAACAGCUGCUCUUGGUAAUUUGGGAAUUGAUUCACCAAAAUCACCACCACCACCACCACAACCACUCAAUGGAACCAGCAUUACAGCUCCUUUUGCGCUUCAGAAUUAUAAUCGACGACCAAAUUCGGAUCUGGGAAAUUUACCACGAGGAUAUAUAAGACCAGCUGAAUAUAUAACAGAUAAUAAUAAUGAAGAAAAUAAAAAAAUAUGUGAUGAAAAAAUCUACACAAGUACAAUAACAAUCAAGACUGGAAAUGAGACCAAUCACCUUGGCAAUCAGCCCAACGAUACACCCACUUAUCGUCCACUUCAGACUCCGACUUUGGGUGGUGGAAAUAAAUCCAUUGGUUCAACUGGACUAGCUCCAACUUUGAAUUAUUCAUCAGCAAACAACAACAACAACAACAACAACAGCUCGUCAAUCAACAGCUUCAUUCGUCCACAGAGUCAGACAGUUACUGAAUCUUAUCACGAAGAGUGUGAUUAUUACGAAGAAGUAAAAGAAAUAAAAGAAACAAAAGAAAUAAUAAAACAAAAAACAGAAGAACCACCAAGGCCACCUUCUUCAGUAAGAAGCAAGAGUUUGGCUUGGCCACCAGUUAAAAAUCUUGAGGAUUCAAGUUAUCCAACAGCAAGUCCAAUUUGGGUAGAUCCAAAUCCAAUUCUCAGUCGUUUACCAAGACAAAACGUUCCUGAAAAAAGAUUAUUUAUACAAGAAAAUAGAAGUCAAAACGUUAGUCGAGCAUCUAACAGAGAAGAACGUGAAUACGAUCAAAGAGACGUGUAUUAUUCAAGAAAUAGUGAAAUCAUGGAUAACAGUUGUAAUAAGCCAUUUUAUAGAAAAGAAUGUAUUGAGACAAGACGAGAGUGUAGAUCAUCAAGUUCAACACGUCCUGAUUCAGCAGAAGGAAUGAGAAGAUCAUUGACUCCAACGAGAAUUAAUCAACCAACACCUAAACCCUGGAUAGCAACUGUAACAAGUGAAACAAAUACUUUUUCACAUGUAGAAGCUCCAGUACCACCAGAACCACCAGUAUGUCGAAAAGUAUGUACUUGUGAAAUUGUUUGUGAGAGAACAACUGGUCCAGGAGGUCCAGAACAUGAACAAGAACAUAAAUAUCGUAAAAUUGUUUGUGAAAUAUGUACACCAGAACCACCUCCAGUUGAAGAAUAUGAAGAACCCCAAGAGCCUGAACCAGAAGAAGAAGAAGAGCAAGAAUACGAAGAAGAAAAUUAUGAAAUUGUAGAUAUGGCUAAAGUUGUUCCUCCUGAUGUUGCUGUUUGUCCAAGAGGUGUUGAAAAUCAACACAAUAUGUAUACAGAAACAACAGAAAAAGAUGAGGGUAAUAUGCAUAUUAAAAAAACAACAAUUUAUGAAAAAACUGUUGAAUUACUUUCACCAAGUCGUGCUGGAACACCAGUUGAAGGUGAGGAAGAAAAUGGAAGAGCAUCAGCUGCAUCAGCUGAUCGUGAAGUUGAAUGUAUAUCAGGUAGACAUCAGUACUCUGAAUCAGCUGAUGUAGUAUCAUCAGCAAUUGAAACAUCUCGUAUGAUGGAAGAGGCAAAAAGAGAAGAAGAGGAACAACGACGUGCUAUUCAAGAAGAACGUCGUAUUGAACAAGAAAGAAUUCAACGAGAAAAAGAAGAAUGUCGUAUACGUGAAGAAAAUAGAUUAAGAAUAAUUCAACAAGAAAAAGAAGAAAAACAACGUCGUGUUCAACAACAAAAAAAAGAAACUGAAAGAGUAUGUCGUCAAGAAGAAGAAGAACGAUGUGGAAAACAUGUUAGUUUUGCUUCACGUUCACAGGGUGUUGUUCAAGAAAGUGUUCAACCAAGUGAAGUUUAUGAGAGUCAACAAUAUGUACGUGAAGAAAAAACUUGUAGUACAAAAACUGAAGAAUGUUGUCAAAAUUUACGUGAACAAGUUGAAGUACAUAAAAAUUUACGAGAACAACAACAACCAGAAAGACGUACUCUUCAAGAGCGUCGUUUGGAAAAAAGAUUUAGACCUCAAUCAGCUGAAGAAAAACAAGCUGCUGAAGCUGCUGCUCGUGCUAAAGAGUCAAUGCAACGAAAGCAUGUUCAAUUUGUAACUAAAACUGACAGUGGUAAUGUUCGUCCUUUGCCUCAAUCGACAGUUAAAAAUUCAACACCAAAAGAAUGGCGAUCUGAGAUGGUUAAUGCAUUGACAACAGUUUCAGAUAGACCUUAUUCACCAUUUGAAACAACUACAACUUGUUGUUCUGUUCAAGAAAACAAUGAGUGUCAAUCAAAGACUACAGUUACUAGAAAAACACGAUAUGAAGAAAUUUGUAGACCAUGUCCUGCACAAAAACCUCAACCAGUUAAACCACCACCAUACGUUGAACGUCCAAUAUCUCCAUUUACUGAAGCUCUAACAACAGCAUCUGAACGUCCUUAUACUCCUCUAGGAGGUGAUCAUGAACAAGAUACUGUUAUUUGUGUUAAACGUUCACGAACACCUACUGAUAAAACAAUUGAAGGAUACUGUCAUCCAGCUGAAAUUCUUUACACUGAUGCAAAAACACGUCAGUCUCGAUCACGUGAAAAAAAAUUAAGAAAAGUUGAAGGACCUCGUCCAUUGCCAACUCCACCACCAGAUUAUAAAUUUCGUGAUGCAUCUGUAUCACCAACAAGAUCUCUAUCUCGACCAGAAACUCCAAGUCGUCAAGGAGUAAUGGCAGGAUUAAAAAAACCAGGUACAAUUCCAUCGUAUCAAAAAUAUCUUGUGGCUGAAGAAUGCGAAGCAGUGCAUGAAAAUUCAUACACACCAAGUAGAACACCAACACCUACACCACAUAGACCAAAAUCACCAGCUCCAGGUCCUCCACAAGCACCAGCUUGUUAUAUAAAAGCUCAUGCUCCAAUGAUCCGAGCAGAUCCACCACCUGCUCGUCAACCAUUCAAUCCUGUUAGUACUCAACCAGGACAAACUGAGAAAAUAUCAUAUCAUUUAGAAGAAGACACUCCUCAAGGACAUCUAUCAAGAGAUUAUCAAGGAACUCGUACUUCAUACAGUGAAAAUUCUCAACGAAAUACUCAGUCAUAUUCUUGCCAACAACAGCAACAACAACAACAGCAAUAUCAAGAAUCAUCUGUUUCAUCACAAUCUAAGCAACAAUUAGGAGACUGGGAUGGUUCUGGUUGUGGUAUAAAUAAAGUAUCAGAUUAUCAACCAAGCUUGUCUUGUCCAUUAAAAAAUGCACCACCAUCUCGACCAGUAACUCCAUGUCAAUCAAUUUCUCAAUCAACAUGUAUAUCUCAAUGCAACUAUGAAUCAAGUAAUUCACAAGCAGCAAUUUCUGAACGUGUACAAAAACAAGGAGUAAGAGUAUUACCACCAUGUCCAAAAAUUCAACCAACUCAACAAACUCAAGUGUGCCAAAAACGUCAAACUUAUCAAUCAGAAGAAGAACGAACAAUGUCAACUUAUAAUGUACAAAAAUCUAGUCAUCAAGAGAGUGAUUGUGCUAAUACAGGAGUAACUGUUAUGCCAUGUAGAACAACAACUAGUUCUGGUGUAAGUAGAACUGGUGUUGUAAUUAUACCAUGUGAAGGAGAAGACAAUGAUGCUUGUCCAAGAUCAGGAAUUUGUAUAACACCAACACCAGAUAGAUCAGGUUUAUGUGUAUCACCAGCACAACAUGGACGAUCAUCAGCCAGAUGUUCUGGUCCAAACAAAGAUCCACGUUCUGCUGGUAAUCAAGUUGAUGUUGGAAAUUGUCCAGCUUCAGGUAUACGAGUUGGAACUUGUUCAGAUGGUUCUAUUUGUGUUGCACCAUGUAAAGUACCAGGUGUUGCUCCAGUUCAAGCACCAAAACCCAUACUUAAAACACAAUGUCCAUCAGCAAAAACAAUUCCUUUUCCUCAUAUCCCAUUACCUGGUAAAGCGCCUGCACCAGAACCAAAUCCUUGCGAUUCUUGUCCAUUAAAUAAUCAAUGUGAACAAUCAUCUCAGCAAAUUAAUCAACAGCCUCGCACUAAUUUAAGCAAUCAGCUAACGCGUAUGACAAUUAAGCGUGAUAAGCAUGUUGUUCAAUUAUUUAAACCCCAAACACAAUCAUCACAACAACAACAAAAAUGUGAUGAUAGUGAAAGUUGUCAAUUACAACAACAACCCUAUCGUUCACCACCAAAUCAAUCGCGACCCUCAUAUACACCCGAUACACGAAAGGUCCAAAACUUACCGGCCCCUACGAAUUUGUCGUCCCAACCGGAUUUAGGUUGCGGCCUUGGUGGAGCCAGUCCAAAAAGCCGAAGAAUUGCUGGUAAUUCAGCACCAACAAGAGGACGUGGUAUUCUUAAUCAAGCUGGAAGUUCUGGACGACAACCACUAUGCGCUAGCUGCAACGCACACGUCAGGGGUCCAUUUAUCACAGCACUUGGUCAAAUUUGGUGUCCAGAACAUUUUGUCUGCGUGAACUCUCAGUGUAAUCGUCCACUUCAAGAUAUUGGAUUUGUUCAAGAAAAAGGACAACUUUAUUGUGAAUAUUGCUUUGAACGUUUUAUUGCACCAGCAUGCAACAAGUGCAAUAAUAAAAUAAAAGGAGACAGUCUAACAGCGAUUGGCAAGCAUUUUCAUCCUGAAUGUUUUAGCUGUACCUACUGCGGUAAAUUAUUUGGCAACAGUCCCUUCUUUCUCGAGGAUGGAUUGCCAUAUUGUGAAGCCGAUUGGAAUGAAUUGUUUACAACAAAAUGCUAUGCUUGUGGAUUCCCUGUAGAAGCUGGUGAUCGUUGGGUCGAAGCAUUGAACAAUAAUUAUCAUAGCCAGUGUUUCAAUUGCUCAACGUGCAAAGCAAAUCUUGAGGGUCAAAGCUUUUAUGCCAAAGGUGGACGUCCUUUUUGCAAGAAUCAUGCACGUUAAAUAUUUAAAUAUCAAACAAUAAUUAUUAUUAAUUUAAUAAUAACAAAAUUUAAAAAAAAACGACGAAAACUUUAAUUCAAUUUUAUCAUUAACAGUGUCAAAAAAAAAAGGACAUUGUUUUACUUGGUUUUUUUUUUCUUUGAUAAUUUUUGUGUAUUUUUACUAACAAAAAUAUCACGAUAAAUAAUUAUGGGACAAUUCAAUUGACAAUUAAUUAUAAAUUAUUGUAAAAUCAUAAAUGUUUAAUAUUUUUUUUUCUUUUCCAAUUGUGUGUCCUACUAAAAUAUUAUUAUUGAAUUUAAUAAUGAAGUAAAAAUUAUAAUACAUGUGUAUUAUUAAAUAAUUUAAUAAAAAAUAAAAAAAAACUUAGUUGGAAAAAAUAAUACGGUGAUACGGAUAAUAUAAAUUAUAUUUUAAUUAAUUUGAAAAUUCAACAUGUCGUGUUUCUGGUUGUUUUGUAAAUACCACUGAUGUUUUAAUAGAAAAUUCAGUCCUAAUUCAAGUGGGCGUGUGUUGUCUACCUCAAUAAGUUUAUCAACAAUUUAUUCAUUUAGGCAUCACGCAAAGGUCAUGCUAAAAAAUUUGUAAAAUUUUCAAAAAAAUUAAAAUUUUUAAUUAUAAAAAAAAACAAUGCAUUAAUUUAUUUUUUAAAAUUAUAUUAAAAUAAAACAUUGUGUUUAAUUAUUCAGAAAAAAAAAAAAAUUAUAUAUCGCGUGAUGAUAAACAUUGAGCUGAUGUCAAAAUGAGAAAAAUAUAAAAAAAAACACGUGAUAGGUCAAGGAGGAAAUAAACUUGUCAUUGUCAUCUUUUGACUGCGCCAAAAAAAAAAUAAUAAUUAUUGCUGCAAGAUGCAUUUCAAUUAAAUAAUUAGUCAUAAAGAUAAAAUUAAAUUUAUGGUCUUGAAAUGAAGGAUUUAUUUAUUCAAUAAUUGAUGAAUGAUGAAUUAAAAAUAAAAAUAGUUAAUCAAAAUUUGAUUUGUCAGUUUGUAAAAAAUUUCAUCAACGAGAUAUAAAUAAAUUUAAAAUGAAUCACGACAGUUUUAUUCAUUAUUGAAUAAAUAUUGUAUCACCGUAUUUAAAAUAUAUUUUUAACGUUUGAUUAUAUUUUUUCUUUUGAUUUUUAAAUUUUUUUUUUUUUUUUAAAUUUGUGCCAUUUAUCGUCUUUGUGCAUGACAGGGUUCAGUCAUAAUUUAAAAAUAUUAAAACAAAAAUAAAAAACAAAAAUAAAAACCCUACAGUACAGUUUCGAUUAAUUCAAAAAAAUAAAUAAUUGAAAAUGUUGAUGACUAUAUUAUGUAAGAUUAAAUAAGUAAAAAAGAAAAAUGUAUCAAAAAAAAAAAAAAGUUAGAAGGAGUGAAGAGAAAAGAAUGUCAAU